This is a messenger RNA of Nematostella vectensis (starlet sea anemone), 3153 nucleotides long. RefSeq lists its product as uncharacterized. The coding region runs from base 168 to 3041 and encodes 957 amino acids. The transcript is spliced from 9 exons. The record is from RefSeq and is a predicted model, not a curated record. Lineage: Eukaryota; Metazoa; Cnidaria; Anthozoa; Actiniaria; Edwardsiidae.
CAAUCGCGCGCGUCGCGAGAUGAAAAGGAAAAACAAAUUUUAUUUGUCGCCAUUUUGUUGUCGAGAAUAAAUGGCUGCAAACAAAGAGCGGAUGAAAACUUUUGUUUGACGAUACACUGAUAAAAACUUAUUGACUACACGGGGCACCCAAGAAAAAAACAAUAGACAUGGAGGAAACCCAAUUUAUUAAAGAUACUUUACGUCCAACGCCAAGUGGUGAAUAUGACGACGUACUGCAAGAAAAAUCAUUUUAUCCAGCAAAGAAGCUAGAAGUGAAGGACAGUCAGUCUUCUAAGAACAACGAUCUGUACCCAAAAACAGUACCAAGUGGUGACAUAGGCACAGACUCGGUUGUUCCUAACCAGCCAUACCAAGAACAGUGCAACACACACUUUUGUGAGGAUGCAUGUCAGCUCAAGCUAAAUCUAGAAGAGGAGGAUAAAAAAGAAACAAGUGCUCUGUCACACCAAGAAGAGCUCCAUGACAUUUCUGUAUCAUGCCAAAUAAACAAACCUCCCUGGAAAGAAACUGAUUAUAUGAAUAGAGACCAAAGUGCCACAGCAAUCCCUCAAAAAUAUUUAACAGCUGAUAACGGGGCUGUAACUUCUAAUAAAGAACGUAAUUUUAAUAACUUGUGGCCACCAAUGGGUGUACCCCGUAUCAGUAUGAAUCAAGCUGAUUAUAUCGCAUCAGAUAGAAAUGAUACGCUGGAUUUUUUGACAAUUGCCAAGCAGGCAGGCAUAGUUCCACGAGAGUUCCCUAUAUCCAAGAAUAUUCCCUUAGGCACAAGGAAAGAGUACCCAAAUCUUCGCUCUAUUCUGAAAACUGACGAAGUGGACAAUCCACAGACCUCACACAACGUCCGGUUUGCAUCUCCGAUCAUGUCAAUUAAACUGUUUUUAGAUACUCCUGAUGACGAAGAGUCAACAGCUUCUACAGAUCUACUGUUUUCAGAUGAGGAAGAUGCUGUUGAGCAUGAAGUGCACGAUCAAAAAGUCCCAUCUUAUGAGCAAGAAGUCCCUACUGGAGAAGACAUCCGAGAACCAGUAGCUAAGAGGCUCAAGAUGGAACCCUCAUCAUACACCUGUAUAGAUAAACCAUUAUUUAGAUUCCCACCUCCUAUAGACAUCCCAAACCUGAUGAUACCAAUCCGAGGGAGAUCCUUUGUUAAUGAUAAAAUCGUCGAAGAGAAAUCCGGGGAUAGCCCCCUAACUAUAAAGAAGACUUCUGAAGAUGAGGAUGUAUGUGAAAGAUUGAAGGAGACCGCAGCGACCGGUAUGAAAUUACAAAUCCAAGAAGAAAACCAUGAACUACCACUCAAGAACGACCAAGAAGAAUUUGGCAGCAAGGUGGCAGAUAAGGUCGAUCCAAUGAUCCAGCACGAUCAAGAAGAAUUUGGCAGCAAGGCGGCAGAUAAGGUCAAGCCAAUGAUCCAGCACGAGCAAGAAGAAUUUGGCAGCAAGGUGGCAGAUAAGGUCAAGCCAAUGAUCCAGCACGAGCAAGAAGAAUUUGGCAGCAAGGUGGCAGAUAAGGUCGAUCCAAUGAUCCAGCACGAGCAAGAAGAAAUUGGCAGCAAGGUGGCAGAUAAGGUCAAGCCAAUGAUCCAGCACGAGCAAGAAGAAUUUGGCAGCAAGGUGGCAGAUAAGGUCGAGUCAAUGAUCCAGCACAAGCAAGAAAAAUUUGGCAGCAAGGCGGCUGAUAAGGUCGAGUCAAUGACCCAUGGAAACAAAGGCGAAGCUGGUUGCAUGAUGACAGAUAAAAUCGAACCAGUGAUCAACCACGAACAAGAAUACACCGAAGUACGUAGUGACAUUCAAGAAUGUCUUGAAGCAAAAGAAAAUUUACCCAGUGAUGAGUGCCUGGCAGGUUUGGGUCUAAGACGCAAUCUGUGCUCAGGUUUUUUCAGCCCAGAUCUUGAGGAUGCAUCAACAUCAAUCACACUUGAUUACUCCGUGGAACAGGGAUUUUCGAGUCGUAGAUGCGGCAAUGAUUAUUAUGCGCAAGGCGACAAAGUGUGCUCCCUCAACCUCGAACAAGUCAUCGCUGACGAGGUCGAGAUCGCAAUGACUGAUACUGGCUUAGCCUCUGAUUGCUGCCAGAUAGUGCCGGGAAGCGGGAAAAUAGGCAUUAAGAGAAAUAUUGAGGAUGUUGGCAUUUCUGGUGAGCUCUGUCAGUCCGUGUCGCGUUUUGUUGAAGAAUCAUUUAUCGAAGAGAUAGCCUGUGAUAAUUUUGAAGUACCCACAGGUGUAGAGGUCGUGAUACCUCUUCCUAAUGACGUCGGGAUUUAUCAUCCUGUUCAGGUGGAAGCGCCUGAUUUUAAGAGGGUUAUACACAGAGAAAAAACAGAGAAUAUCUCGCUAAGCCCUGCGGGAGAGGACACCUAUACGGAUUUGGAUGAGCGCUUCUCCCUUGACGAACAGUCAGACGAUAAUGGUAGUACUUGCAGCCAGAUAAGUGACAUUGCAGAGCAACUUGUGAGUGCGACGUCACUAAAGGAAAGUUCCCCACCAAAAGCUCUUUUGGACGAGCAAAUUAUACGCAGCAAGAACGAAGUUCCCAACAGCUCCAAAACCUCAGAGACCAGUUCGCUAUCCAAGAUGAAACCUAAGCGUGCAAGCACAGUCUUAUGCGAACUGCAAUCAAGCCUUGACGAACUUAAUGGGCCUGAGCUUUUAGAGGUAGCACUGCAGUUGGUUGAAGGUGCUCUUAAAAAGACAAAGGGGCUCACUCCAAAGGAAGACAGUAAACCUAUCUACUCUGACAAACGGACACCAGGGUCUUCGACUUUCAUGCGGAAACAUCGUUUUCCAUACGAAAGCCAGCAUGCAUCUCUUAACUCGGAUGGCGACAAUAGCUCUCAUGAAGCCAAAGGGUUGAGAGAGGAGGAUGUUGUGCAGGUAUCUUGUGCCACGGGAACUCGAACACGACACCUUAGGAUUGGACUGUCGAGAAAAAGUAGAGUUCAUUCACUUCACCCUUAUGCUGUAAAGCCAAAUAACAUCAAAAAGCCACAUGUCACAAACGAGCCAUUCCAGGAAUGAUCCUCUGCAAAUUGAGGAUUCAAUGGAGUGUAAUACGAUAGAUUCAAGCAAAAGUACUCAAAUUUGUAUUAUUUGUGUUUAAUAGAAAAUGCAUAAAAAAAUGUCACCAGAA